CUUGCGAGGUUCGAGGAAGGGAGCCGAGCUAAUCCGGACGGCCGUGUAUAAAAGGAGGAUUACGCGCCUCGAAGUCACACUAACAUCCAGCGCUUUCAACAUGAAGGGUCUCGGAGUCAUUCUGUGCAGCGUCCUGGCGGUGGUUUCAGCCCAUGGAGGUAGACCUGGAGGCUUCCCUGGAGGAGUCCCGGGAGGCUUCCCUGGUGGAGUCUCUGGAGGUUUCCCUGGCGGAGUCCCUGGAGGUUUCCCUGGCGGAGUCCCUGGAGGUUUCCCUGCUGGACAUCCCGGAGGCUUCCCUAGCGCCACAGCCCCACCCGCCACCUGUAGGCGCUGGUGCCGAACUCCAGAACAGCAAGUUUACUGCUGUGAAACGGCAUUUGAACCCGAGGCGCCCGUCGGCACCAAGCCACUUAACUGCCCACGAGUCCGUGACACCUGCCCACCGGUACGUUUCGGUGGACAAGCACCAGUAACCUGCUCCAGCGACUACAAGUGCGGCGGCCUUGACAAGUGUUGCUUCGACAGGUGUUUGGGAGAACACGUGUGCAAGCCGCCUUCCUUCUAUAACCAGUUCGGUUGAAAAGAAGAAUUCUACGUAUUUAUUCAUUCGUCUAGUGUUCAUGAAUAAUAAUUGUUUUCUAAAAUCCUCAUUUUAUUAUGAUUAUGAAUAAGCGAUAAGAUAUAUGGUUAUCUCAGUGUCUUAAUUUUCCGUGUAUUUAUUUCUGCCUAAACAAUUCUUCAUCUGUUUACUCAUUCUUGUAGCUACCUAUACUUAUUAUCUUAUUAUAUUGUCUUAUUCUGUAUCUCUGGUUAGAUCAUGGUAUACUUAAAUAAACAAUAAGAUACAAAACAGAA
Messenger RNA from Penaeus chinensis, 855 nucleotides. RefSeq names its product small cysteine and glycine repeat-containing protein 2-like. Gene Ontology annotation, cellular component: extracellular region. The record is from RefSeq and is a predicted model, not a curated record. The coding region runs from base 101 to 580 and encodes 159 amino acids. Lineage: Eukaryota; Metazoa; Arthropoda; Malacostraca; Decapoda; Penaeidae. The transcript is spliced from 3 exons. Gene Ontology annotation, molecular function: peptidase inhibitor activity.